Messenger RNA from Calidris pugnax (ruff), 3421 nucleotides. It is a transcript of the gene SEZ6L, whose product is annotated as seizure related 6 homolog (mouse)-like. NCBI's taxonomy places the organism in Eukaryota, Metazoa, Chordata, Aves, Charadriiformes, Scolopacidae. The record is from RefSeq and is a predicted model, not a curated record. Gene Ontology annotation, biological process: synapse maturation. Bases 1 to 3036 code for a protein of 1011 amino acids. The transcript is spliced from 17 exons. Gene Ontology annotation, cellular component: endoplasmic reticulum; neuronal cell body.
AUGAUCUGGAAGGUCCCCUCCAACCUGGACAAUCCUAUGACUCUACAACUCUACGAGGAGCGGCUGAUGGCAGCGUUCAUGUCCCCAACAUGGGACAGCGGAUCGGGGGCAGCGCUGGUCCCCGCCAGCCCGGACCCCCUGGCUGGGGAUGAGCUGAUGGAGAAGGCUGGUGGAGCCGAGGAGCUCGGGCACGUCACUGCCCUCAACCUGCUGCCACCCGCCGAGGAUGGCACCGACCCCACGGCGGAGGAGACCACGCUGCUGGUGCACAGCCACGUCCUGCCAACCCCCACCGCCGCCCCCGACGCUGCUGCCAAACAAACUUUCCCCGUUAAGAAAAAAACACUUACUCCAAAGCAAGUAAACACGGCAAGGAAGCAUCCCAAGCCCAAGCCCACCCUGCCAGGGCCACCCCGGGCUGCCUCCCCGGCCAGCCCAUCGGGCUCCAGGCUCCCCAUCGUCUCCCAAGGGCCACGGGUGCCAGCAGAGGCGGUGGCCGGGGUGGGGGACGUGGAGAAGAGCCCCCCUGAGCUUCCCUGGGGGGGCCAGGCCACCACCAGCCGCCCACCCCUGCAGAUCUCCCCCUCCACCCUGCCACCAGCGGUCCCUCGUCCCUUCCCUGAUGGAUUGGGUGAUGCCAGCGAGGCUCCCACCGCUGCUCCCACCGGUGCCACCACAAUUAACCGGACCCAGGGGGUGGAGAGCGAGGCGCAUGGCUCCACGUGGGAAGAGAGCCAAGAAACCACCACGUCCACCAUCAUCACCACCACCGUCAUCACCACGGAGCCCACCCCAGUCCUCUGCAGCAUGAGCUUCCACGAGCCCGAGGGCUACAUCGACUCCACGGAUUACCCCCCGCUGCCCCUGCACAGCUUCCUGGAGUGCACCUACAACGUCACCGUCUACACGGGCUACGGCGUCGAGCUCCAGGUGAAGAGCGUGAACCUGUCGGACGGGGAGGUGCUCUCCAUCCGCGGGGUGGAUGGCGAUGCCCUGGUGGUCCUGGCCAACCAGACCCUGCUGGUGGAGGGCCAGGUGAUCCGCAGCCCCACCAACACCAUCUCCGUCUACUUCCGCACCUUCCAGGACGAGGUGGUGGGGACCUUCCAGCUGCACUACCAGGUGUUUAUGCUGAGCUGCAACUUUCCACGGAGACCCGAUUUCGGAGACGUCACGGUGAUGGAUUUGCACUCGGGCGGAAUCGCUCAUUUUCACUGUCACCUGGGCUACGAGCUGCAGGGUCCCAGGGUGCUUACGUGCAUCAACGCCUCGAGGCCACACUGGAGCAGCCCAGAGCCAAUCUGCUCAGCUCCCUGUGGUGGGACGGUCCACAAUGCCACCAUCGGCCGUGUCCUGUCCCCCAGCUACACGGGCAACCAGUCCAGCAGCAUGUACUGCGUGUGGGCCAUCGGGGCCCCCCCGGGCCAGAAGCUACACCUGCACUUCGAGAAGCUCCUGCUGACUGAGAAGGACAGGAUGGUGGUGUACAGCGGGGACACGAACCAGUCCGCCGUCCUCUACGACUCGCUGCGCGCCGACAGCGUGCCCUUCGAAGGGGUCAUCAGCGACGGCUCCUCCAUCAGGAUCGAGUUCCUCGCCGAGGAGCCCGCGGCCCCCACGGCUUUCAACAUCCGCUUCGAAGCCUUCGAGCGAGGCCACUGCUACGAGCCCUACAUCCAGAACGGGAACUUCACCACCUCCGACCCCACCUACAACCUGGGGACCACCGUGGAGUUCACGUGUGACCCCGGGCACUCCCUGGAGCAGGGCCCUGCUGUCAUCGAGUGUGUCAACAUGCGGGAUCCCUACUGGAACGACACGGAGCCGCUGUGCCGAGCCAUGUGUGGGGGGGAGCUGACUGCCGUGGCUGGGGUGAUCCUGUCCCCCAACUGGCCAGAGCCCUACGCGGAGGGGGAGGACUGCAUCUGGAGGGUCCAUGUUGGCGAGGAGAAGCGGCUUUUCCUGGACAUCCAGCUCCUGAACCUCACCAACAGCGACAUCCUCACCAUUUAUGACGGGGACGAGCUCACCGCCCGCAUCCUGGGGCAGUACGUUGGCAGCAGUGGUCCCCAGAAGCUCUACUCCUCCAGCCCCGACCUCACCAUCCAGUUCCACUCAGACCCUGCCGGGCUCAUCUUUGGGAAGGGGCAAGGAUUCAUCAUGAACUACAUAGAGGUGUCCCGCAACGACUCCUGCUCCGACCUGCCCGAGAUCCAGAACGGCUGGAAGACCACAUCGCACACGGAGUUGGUGAGAGGGGCCAAGAUCACCUACCAGUGCGACCCGGGCUACGACAUCGUGGGGAGCGACACCCUCACCUGCCAGUGGGACCUCAGCUGGAGCAGCGACCCCCCCUUCUGCGAAAAGAUUAUGUACUGCACGGACCCGGGGGAGGUGGAGCACUCCACCCGCCUCAUCUCCGACCCGGUGCUGCUGGUGGGGACCACCAUCCAGUACACCUGCAACCCCGGCUUCGUGCUGGAGGGCAGCUCGCUGCUGACCUGCUACAGCCGUGAGACGGGGACCCCCAUCUGGACCUCACGGCUCCCACACUGCGUCUCCGAGGAGUCGCUGGCCUGUGAUAACCCAGGACUGCCAGAAAAUGGCUACCAAAUACUUUAUAAGCGCCUCUACUUGCCCGGAGAGUCCCUGACGUUCAUGUGCUAUGAGGGCUUUGAGCUCAUGGGGGAAGUUACCAUCAAAUGCAUCCUGGGCCAGCCGUCCCACUGGAGCGGGCCCCUGCCCAUCUGCAAAGUGAAUCAAGACAGCUUUGAACAUGCUCUGGAAGUAGCAGAAGCUGCAGCAGAGACAUCGCUGGAGGGGGGAAAUAUGGCUUUGGCUAUAUUCAUCCCGGUGCUGAUCAUCUCCUUGCUGCUGGGAGGAGCGUACAUCUAUCUCACAAGGUGUAGGUACUACUCCAGCCUCCGCCUGCCCCUCAUGUACUCCCACCCCUACAGCCAGAUCACGGUAGAAACGGAGUUCGACAACCCGAUUUAUGAGACAGGGGAAACAAGAGAAUACGAGGUUUCGAUAUAAGGACAGUGGUAAGAGAGUCUCCGGCUGCGAACUUAAUGUGCUCUCAUAGAACUUCCUCAGUAACUAAUCCAGAGACCACGUGGAGUUUGGUUGGCCCCCUGGACCUGCUGUUGUCUUUCCUUUUGCCUCUUUAUUGAAGAUUUUACUGUUUUCUUCACUGUAUUUAUUCUAUUUAAACUGCGAUAGGUGUGCUGCAGAGCCCCGGGCGCAGGCAGCAGCGGGGGAGCUGGGGCAGAGCCGGGUCCCGCCGAGGCCGGGGUGACAUGGGGGGACACCCUCUGUGUGUGUCCCCCCCAACCCCACACGGCGGCACGUCCCCCACGCACACGCAGGGGGAUUUUUGCGGUUCUGGUGUUGUUCAAAAUUAAAAAUGUCUCCAUUGCAA